UUUCUCCUCCAAAUUUCAGUGUCCCCGAACGCUAUUGGCGGACUAAGUAGCAGCACGUGGGCCAAUCAGCGACGCGCUUCUUCCAACGAAGCCCGGACUCAACUUGUUAUUCUAUUUCCCCUUCCAGCCUCGACGUCAAAACGUAACGUCAAGCCGCGGGGGCCAUGGAGACCCAGUCGGUGUACAUGUGCUUCCCCUGCUACAAGGAGUUCAACACACUGGAAGAGGUGCUCAAGCAUCAGAUGACAUGCACGGCUGAGGAAGACCAGGCUGACACGUCCCAUGUCACGCCGGUUAUUGUUCCGGUGCUCCAGACGCAGCCACAGCUAACGCAGGAGACUAUAGUCCCCCAGAUUAAAGUGGAAUUGGAGCCACUGCUCCAACUGCCUGUUGAUAAUGUCGUGCAGCAGAGGGAGAUCGUGGCACAGGAGGUUGAUCUCAGUGAAGCUCAGUUGCUGGACCAACCCCGAAUCCUCUACCAGUGCGGGGACUGUGAUGAGCUCUUUAAGAGCCUGGACCUAUGGCAAAAUCACCGCAAAGGAGGCGCCUGUCUGAAGGCUGUCCUCGAGGGUGGGUCGGACGUUGAGCCGCAAUCCAGUUUGCAUCCCGAAGAUCCUCAGCCUGUCACCGAGGGUGACGUGAGUGACAAACCUGACCAAGUGGAUGGCUCAGGAGUCGAGGAGGAGGAGCAGCAAGUCGGCGAAACUUCUUCAGGCCACGGUUCUGAUCAAAUUACAACUGAAGUGAUCACGUUGUCGUCUGCGCAGGAAGAGUCGUCUCCCAGGAGGCGAGGGGCAAUCAAGAAGCCCAAGCCUGAUCCAGUGCUGCUGUGCGUGGACUGCGGCUCCUGCUUCGGCCUUGUCUCUGAACUGGUGGCCCACCGCAAGACGCAUGGCUUCGAAGAGGCCCUACACCACUGCACCGUGUGCGGCGAGAGCUUCCUUAACACCACUCUCUUCCUCUACCACCGCAAGCAACACCGGCAGAAAGGCGAGGGAAGCGCCACAGUGGCGAGUGGCACAUCGGAGAAAACGUAUGCGCAUAGCAGUACGGCGGACGGACAGGAGCCAGACGGUGCUCCGUCCGCCUCUGCACAGCCGGCCGAGCUCUUCUUGUGCAUCCAGUGUGGCGCCAGCUUCAACGAAGCCACUGUGCUGGUCGCACAUCGCAAAGCACAGCACAACCUGCACAAGCCGCUCCACACGUGCUCCUACUGCUCUGAGACCUUCAUGAAUACAACCCAGUACCUAUACCAUCGCAGGCAGCACCGUGUUCUCGAGUGCGGGCCCAUAGAUGAAGUUGAGAUUGCCGACGAGAUCGCAUCCUCUCUGGAGGAAGCGCAGAGCUCAAAGCGUCCGCUCUCUUCGCCCGGUGCCGCGAAGGAGUCAGAUGCACCGGCCCCAAAGAGGAGCAGGCCGACAUUCAGGAUCAUCAGCAAAGGAAACAAGGAUUCAGGCGCUAAAGAGGAAUCAGAGGGCGGAGUGACCGUUGACACCGCAAACCUCCCUCCACCUGCCAAGCUGCUGCAGGACUGGUCCCGCACAGCUCUGCCCCACGUUUGUCCCUACUGCGGCAAAACCUUCACCCGGCGCGUCUUCCUCCGCACGCACGUCUACAGCCACACUGGAGAAAAGCUCUUCACCUGCAAGGUGUGUUCAAAGUCCUUCACGAACUCGCAGAGCCUGCUGCGUCACACCAUGAGUCACAGCGGAAACAGGCCCUUCUCCUGUGACGUGUGCGGCAAAGACUUCACGCAAGCCGCCACCCUGAAGAGGCACCAGCUCAUUCACACCUCGGAUCAGCCCCGCCGCAAGCGUGGGCGCAGACCGAUAUGUGUUGCAGACAGUGAUGGUGGAGAUGGUCUCUUCUCAUGCCCCCUCUGCCCUUCACACUUCCACACAGAGGAACAGCUCAACCAUCACAAACUUCUCCACACCAGCAACCCGUUCCCCUGCCCUGAUUGCGGAGAGGCGUUCAGCCGCAGGAAAGACCUCGACCUGCACUCGCUCACCCAUCAAGAUAAGGAACCCGUCGUCUGUCCCCAUUGCUCCGCCCAGUUCAUUAACGAGACCGUGCUGGACAUCCACCAGCAGCGCUGCACUGGAUCUGAGGAGGAGAGGAACACUGGACGUGGGCGCGGACAAGGCCGAGGUCGCUCCACUGGACAGAUUGAGUGCGACCUGUGUGGCCACCGCUGUAUGACCCAGGAGGGCCUGGACCUCCACCGACUGUCGCACACCGGCCAGACUCCGCUCAAAUGCCCGGUGAGGCCUUGCCGCCGCCGUUUCAUCUCCAACAGGGCCCUGGAGGAGCACGUGCUUGCCCACUGCCAAGGCAAGAUGGCCAAGACCAAGAGCCGAGCCCGCUUCAAGUGUCAGAUCUGCUUCAAGGGCUUUGCCUACAACUCCACAUUUCUGGUCCACAUGAGGACUCACACCGACGAGAGGCCCUUCGAGUGCACCACCUGUGGCAAAUGCUUUCGCCAGCUCCCCCAUUUGCAGGACCAUGAGCGCAUUCACAGUGGCGUGCGGCCCUUCUGCUGCUGGAUCUGCGGCAAGAGCUUCAGCGUGGCGGCCCGCCUCACCGAGCACGCCCGCACCCACAGCGGCGAGAAGCCCUACCCGUGCCCCAACUGCCCCGCCGCCUUCCGCUCCCGCUCCAACCUGGACAAGCACAUCCGGCAGCACGGUGACCAGGCCGCUCAGGCUGCCGAGGAAGUGGCCAGCGCCACAGAGGCGGCACAGGUCCAGAAGGUGCUGGAAGGUGCCAAAGUGCUGUCCUCGCUGGCCACCACCACGACCACCACCCAGGUGGAGGUUGACGAAGGCAGCAUGCAAACCAUCUACGUGCUGCAGGCGGGCGAGGGGGUCGGCGAGGCGGUCAUGAUCCCUGCCGAGGAGCUGAGCGGCAUGGACGGGACGUCGCAGGUGGUCAUCCUGCCCACGUCCAUGCUUGGAGCGCAGGGCAUCACCAUUCCCACCAUCACCAUGGACGGCAGCGAGAUCACCAUGAUGGACGCCACGCAGUCCCCGCAACACUCCAUCGAGUUCAUUGUGGAGGAGACCAUAUGAAAAUACGAUUGUGUGAAUGACUGGUUUAUGUUCACGGGGUAAAGUUUCACAAUUAGUUUUCCCCACAGAUACUCUCCUAACAUAAAGAUGUUGGGCUUUCGGAUAUAAAUUUUUUUACAAUUUUGGUUCAUCCUGAAAUUUCACCCGAAAGACAAAUAUUCCCAGCUUUUUGUGAGUAAUGCAUCUUGUUAGAUUGUUUAACCAAUUAGAUUUGCUGCUUUACCCACCAUGCCUUAAAAUGCAUUUACUCCUUAAGAGGCCGUUUAAAUAUUCACCAUCAUUUACUAAAAUUUGUCCACUAAAAAUUGUUAAACUGUUCUUAAGCACAUUUAAAAAAAAAAAAUCUUUAUUAGUUUACAAUGGAGAAUGUGGACUUCUAAGAGAAGAGCCUGAAGUUAUUAAUUACAUGAAAGACAUGCCAGACAUACCAUUAUCCAACAUAAUGGUGACAUACGCUUAUAAAAAUCGGGAAAAUGUGAUAUUUUACUGCAUGCAUUGAAUGGAAACUAUACGGCCAUCUGGUGGAUACAUUUAAAAAAAAAAUAAUAAUAAUAAUAAUCAAACUGAAAGCCAGCAGUCCAAAUUGAAAUCUUAACAUAAAGAAUUGCAUUAGAUAAAUGUAGAGUAUUUUUAAUGGGACUUGUCUUUCUUUAGCUUUUCCAUUUUAGGCCCAUUUAAGGGAAAUCUCUAGAAAAUGGAAACUAAUCAAAGGCACAAAAUAUCCAUUGAAAACUUCAGAGUUGAAGGAAAUCACAUUGUACAGACUUGUUUGUUAAGGAAGACCCGUUCAUACAAAUGUCUCCUAUAAAACUCCUCAGCUACAGAUCAUCCACUUUAGCGGCCCCCGUUGUCACUUUCCUUUUCUGGCUAACAAGUGUGGGAGUGAAAAGGCACCCAGCUCAGCAGCAGUAGAAGUCAGAGUACAUCUUCCAUCAUGCCCCCUUUACUGUCACCAGCUAGGCGAGGUGUGUGUGAAGUAGAAUUGUGUCUCUUGUAUAGAUCAGCAUUCAUUUCUAGGGCAUUAUUAUUGAUUGUUUUUGUCCUCUAAUUAAAUAAAUUCUAUUAUUAUUACAGCGCGA
Molecule: messenger RNA, 4150 nt
Organism: Phyllopteryx taeniolatus (common seadragon)
Lineage: Eukaryota; Metazoa; Chordata; Actinopteri; Syngnathiformes; Syngnathidae
Gene: znf574
Product: zinc finger protein 574
Exons: 10
Coding region: 165-3071 (968 amino acids)
Biological process (GO): regulation of transcription by RNA polymerase II
Cellular component (GO): nucleus
Molecular function (GO): RNA polymerase II transcription regulatory region sequence-specific DNA binding; DNA-binding transcription factor activity, RNA polymerase II-specific
Source: RefSeq, a predicted model, not a curated record